Prunus armeniaca (apricot) is the source of this 672-nucleotide messenger RNA. The record is from the annotation of a GenBank genome assembly. Lineage: Eukaryota; Viridiplantae; Streptophyta; Magnoliopsida; Rosales; Rosaceae.
AUGGAUGAUAAUGAUUUAGGCAAUAUUGGAUUUGAUCCUUAUGAGUUUGCCAAUGUGAUUGGAGAUGGAGAUCAACCCUUGUACCCUAGUAGCAAAUUAUUGAUACUUCAAGGAGAUUUGCUUCCAGAAGGAAAUACACUACCUUCCUCUAUGUGGAAGGAAGGCAAAGAUUCAAUCUUGAAAGAGGGUGUGCCAGCGAAGGUGGUAUGGUAUUUUCCUCCAAUUCCAAGGUUUAAAAGGAUGUUUCAAUCACAUAAGACAGCUAAGAGUUUGACUUGGCAUGCUGCUAGAAAAUCAGUUGACGGUCAAAUAUCUCAUCCAGCGGAUUCCCCGUCUUGGAAACUUGUUGAUGACAAAUGGCUCGAGUUUGGUAAAGAGCCGAGAAACUUGAGGUUGGCUCUCUCAUCUGAUGAAUUCAAUCCCCACAUUACAUAUAAUCUCCCACCAUGGCAAUGCAUGAAACGGAAGUUCAUGAUGUUGACCUUAUUGAUUUCUGGUCCUAAACAGCCUGGAAUUGAUAUAGACGUCUACUUAGAGCCUUUUAUUGAUGAUUUAAAAUCUAUGUGGGAUGGGAUUAGAGGAGUGUAUGAUGCACAUAUAGGAAAUACUUUACACUCAGAGGAUAUAAAGUUUGUCCAAUAUGCGGCGAUGAUACACCUAGUCACAGGUUGA